AAGGUUAACGGAUCAUGAAUUCAUCUUGUUGACCAUGGACACUGAGGUCCUCCAGCCGCUGGAGCCGUCGUCGCCGCCCCCGCGCACCGCCGUCCGGUCCCGGCCGUCGAGCUGGAGCAGCAGCGGGAGCAGCUGCGGCGUCGAGUACACGAGCCUCCGCGACGUGCUAGCCGAGGCGGGGCCCGGCAGCGGGAGCGGCGGCGGCGGCAGCUUCGGUGACGCCGGCGCGCACGUGAUCGACUUUGACGCGUCCAACAUCAACAUCCGCAACCAGCUACUGAAGCACGCCGCGUCGGCGUACCUCCAGUCCGCCAUCGUCGUCCCGCCGAGGGAACGGCGCUGCCUCAGCAGGCCCUGGCGGAGGCUUCUGCAGCGCUGCCGGUGUCGCAUCCUGUUGCGGCCGUGCGGGUGCGCGUGGCCAUGGCCGGGAUGCCGCGCCGGAGAUCCCGCGCACCGCUGCGCCGCGUCCGUGGCCGGCUCGGCGCGCCGCCUCGCCGCCAUCCUCUCCCGCUGCGUCGCUUGCAUGUGGACGUAGCACGUCGUGCACAUGAAUCCGUGGAAAGCGCGCGCGUUGCCAUCAUUGAUUGGACGUGCAUGCUUGAAUUAUACCUGAUAAAAUAUGAUUGCACAAAUGGAUUAUUAGAUUGAUGGAGGAGGCCAAAUCAAGUUUUUGAUGGUGUCCAUGCGUUUGAUCAUUGAUUAGGACUGAUUAACAUAA
Messenger RNA from Phragmites australis (common reed), 718 nucleotides. RefSeq lists its product as uncharacterized. Bases 35 to 535 code for a protein of 166 amino acids. The record is from RefSeq and is a predicted model, not a curated record. Lineage: Eukaryota; Viridiplantae; Streptophyta; Magnoliopsida; Poales; Poaceae. The transcript has a single exon.